This is a messenger RNA of Arabidopsis arenosa, 1392 nucleotides long. Lineage: Eukaryota; Viridiplantae; Streptophyta; Magnoliopsida; Brassicales; Brassicaceae. The record is from the annotation of a GenBank genome assembly.
ACUUAAGAGAUUUUGUUAGGGCUUUGAUGUCACAUUUCUUGACGAGGGCCAUGGUCUUGAUGAUGUUGGCAUCCAAGGGUUCUGGUAUCCGAAUCGAAGCGUAUUUUCCUUGGUUGAUCAACUUGGACUCAAACCCUUCACAACCUGGACAAGAUCUGCUCAGUACCUUGGAGAAGAUUUACAUGUAUUCAUCCAUUUCCUCUUUGUUUCUUAUGAAGCAAGAAACCUAUAAGGAUAAAAAUGUUUAUGUGUUUAAGGUUGAGUUUCCUGUAUUUCAAGAGCUUCCUCAGCUGCCAACUCCUCUAGGAACUCUAUACUAUUCUCAAUUUUCUCGGCUCUCCUUAGCAGACAAGAUAUCUUCCCUUCCUCUAAUGGCUGCAGGCAAGUUGAGUCUUCUUCAUUAUGCAGUUAUCGAUUAUGAUAACACGGAUGCAGCUUGGAGGAAGUAUGAUUCAGUGACUGCAAGGGAAUUGUUUAAGCAGUUUGGAUGCUCAGAAAGUCUGUACCGGAAUAUCCUAAGGCCAUUGCUUCAGGUGGGUUUGUUUGCUCCACCUGAGCAGUGCAACACGGCUGCUGUGCUUGCGCUCUUCUAUUAUCUCAUCCUCUCUCAUCAAAAAGACUUUGACAUGGUGUGGUCCCGAGGGACGGUGAGGGAGAUGAUCUUCAAUCCCUGGACUGACUCUUUGAAAGAAAGAGGGUGCAGAUUCCUCAGAGAUAAGUCUGUGACUGACUUCAUCCUCAGCGAUGACGACUCUGGUUAUGUCACUCAAGUCGUCUGCGGCCGAGAUAAUGCAGCGUUGUGUAAGCGAGAGGAGUUCCUAAGAGUCUUGAAUCUGAGAUCCGUAGAUGUCGUCUAUGUGAAGCUCAAGCUUGAUAGAAAGGUCGCUAUUCUGCAUGCUUCAAACGCAUGUUCAGUCUUGGAAGACUCAUACGGAUGGACUUUCUUUGACCUAAACUCCAUUUACGACGCCUACAAGGAAGAAGAACAGACUGUGGUUAGAACUAAUUUCGAGAAAGCGUACGUGAUGGGGUUAGAGGCAGCAAACGGAGUGGUAGAUUACGUGGGAGAAGGAAGUUUUAUGAGAAUCAUACCAAUUCAAGAAGAAGAGCCUCAUGUUGAAGCUCUUAGAACUCUCAAUUGAACCAUUAACCAUCUCAGACUUAUGUUAAUGUUGUAACAUGAUGCUUCUUCUUUUGUUACUGUUUUAGAUUGUAAGUCGAUGGUUCUCUGCUUUAUGUAUAGCCUUCUUUUUCUUUGUGUUGUUGUUUCAUAUCUCUUUCAUGUCUAUUUCCUGAAUCUUAUAUACAAAAUUUACUACCUAUGUGAUUUUAUUGCUUUGUUCUAUGAGUUGUUUCAUUCACUCAUGGUACAAGUAAAGGCUUUGAGCUGAU